AGCAUUCAUUCUUCCUCCAAGUAUCAUUAAACACGACAAAUUGUUCUGUUCAACUUUAACCGGAAACACGUUAUGUUUCAUGUAAUUAUUGUUAUAUAAUAAAAAUAAUAACGAAAAUGUCAGAAGUGAUUGUUGAACCACUUACUGGACCAUAUAGUCUUGGUGAAGGUCCUCAUUGGGAUUGCAUUUCUCAAAAUCUGUAUUUUGUUGAUAUAUUCGCCCAAAAAGUAUUUAGAUUUGACCCUGCAACAGGUAGUAUUACAUCUGCUUUCAUAGAAAAUGGACCAGUUGGAUUUGUUAUUCCCAUUGAAGGCAGUACCAAUAAAUUUGUUGCUGGAUCUGGUUUAGAUUUUGUACUGUUUUCUUGGAAUGAAAACAAAGAUCUUGUAAAAUGUACACCUCAAGUAUUAUCUACUGUGGAGAGUAAUAGAAUAGAAACCAGAUGGAAUGAUGGAAAAGCAGAUUCUUCUGGAAGAUUGUGGGCUGGAACAAUGGGUUUUGAGAAAGAUGGUGUUUUUCCAUCUAAUGUGGGGUCUCUUUAUUCUAUUGGUAAUGAUCUUAUAUUUAAAAAACGAGUAACUCCUGUAUCUAUAAGUAAUGGGUUAGCCUGGAAUUCUAAUAAUGAUACACUUUAUUACAUUGAUUCACUUACCUAUCAGAUUAUGGCAUACAAUUAUGAUUCUCAAACAGGCACCAUAUCAAAUAAGAAGACUGUAUUUGAUCUUCAAAAAAAUAAUAUUCCUGGAUUACCAGAUGGUAUGACUAUAGAUACAGAUGAAAACCUUUGGGUAGCUGUAUUUGGUGGAGGUGGUGUUCUCAACAUAAACCCGAAAACGGGUAAAUUGUUGCGCUUUGUUAAGAUUAACAAUGUCAAGAACAUAACUAGUGUUACUUUUGGUGGUCCUAAUCUUGAUAUUUUGUAUGUAACAUCAGCGAACAUUGGAUUAAAUGAGAAUGAAUUAAAGGACCAACCACAUGCUGGUUAUCUAUUUGCCAUCAAAGGUUUAGGUGUCCGUGGUUUUCCUGCAAAUUCAUUUAAACUACCAAAGAUAGUUUGUAUGUAGAUAUUUAUAGAUACAUAUACGUAUUUAUCUAUAGGUAUACGUAUAAAUAUUUAAAAUAUGUACAAAUAUAUAAAACACAUUUUUUAAAUAUUAAAUUACUAGAAUAAUGAAUGACAAAGGUUAUAGAUUACAUAUAUAAAAGUUACAUUUGUUGUAAGUUUUGCAAGGAAAUAAACUUUA
Eufriesea mexicana is the source of this 1244-nucleotide messenger RNA. Its product is annotated as regucalcin. The transcript has 6 exons. The record is from RefSeq and is a predicted model, not a curated record. Gene Ontology annotation, molecular function: calcium ion binding; enzyme regulator activity; gluconolactonase activity. The coding region runs from base 117 to 1064 and encodes 315 amino acids. Gene Ontology annotation, biological process: L-ascorbic acid biosynthetic process. NCBI's taxonomy places the organism in Eukaryota, Metazoa, Arthropoda, Insecta, Hymenoptera, Apidae.